AUGAACUCCCGUGAGCCAGAUCACGAUGCCAAGCAGAGGAUGCAGAGAUCCUGGGAUGUCUCUAGCUCCAGAGAGAACCUUCAGAUUCUGGAGCAGCUUUCGAAGAUCAUGAACCGCCAUCCGGCCUUUCGAUUCCGGCUGAAGGGCAUCUCCUAUGGAAAUGGUGAGAUCAGUCAGCGCACGGAGUCAGCCUUCUACGAAGACUUUCACAAUUCCUUCCCGCAGGAGCGGAUGGACUGGUUGCAACCAUACGCCCAUGCUCGUGCCCUGAGCCUUAAGCGAGCACUAAACCAGCGCGGCAUCUCUUACGAGCGGUUGGACACAAUGGUUCAGGCAGGCGAGGCCAACACGAUCGUGGUAGAGGCCUUCCUGUAG
Messenger RNA from Symbiodinium necroappetens, 375 nucleotides. The record is from the annotation of a GenBank genome assembly. Lineage: Eukaryota; Dinophyceae; Suessiales; Symbiodiniaceae.